CCUUUUUUUUUUUUCUUUCUUUCUUUCUUUCUUUCUUUAUAAAUCACGUUUUAUUAUUAUUUUUUAUUGUGUUAUGUAUAUGAACGAUGCAUGCAAAUAAUAAUAAUAAAAAGAAAGCAACAAAUGUACGUAAACGAAUAGAAGAUACUAAAACACACUACUCAACAACUAUGACUAAUGCAAAGAAUAUGCUUCAUUCUGCUCGAGAAUGGCUACGGCCUUCAACCGACUGGGCCUCUUCACUCACACAACUAUCUACAGUUAUGUUCAGUCCAUUAGCCGCCCAUCCUGUUUACAAAUCAGAAUCAAUGGUGAAAGCUAUUCAGUUGAUGCAACAACAACAACAGAGACAAACUAAUCUAGCUUCGUCCUCUUCUCAUGAUCUUGUUUUACAUGGCAAGUCAUACGCCUGGCCUUCAAGUUCUAUUCUUUUACAAGCAGACAUACCGCAAACAAAUAAUCCUGUUACUUUAUUUCAAGGAUUCGCAGCUACUUAUCCUUCAUUAGCCAAAUCUUCGAGAUCGCAUAAGAAAACAAGGCAAAAGAGGAGGAAGCAGUCAACUACAGAAAAUGGGGAUGCACAAUCAAAAGGUAUUUUAUUUUAUUUUUUUCUCUUUUAUAUAUACAUGUAUAUAAUGUACAAGUAUAUACAUAUAUAUAUAUAUAUAUGCAUAUACAUAUAUAUAUAUAUAUAGCGACUCAUAACUAGUUAGAAGUACCAAAGACCUUGACUCAAAUCAUGUCAGAAAGAGAAAGAAAAGUACGAGAAUGUGACAAGAUUAGUAUGCAAAAGUUAAUGAAAUCGAACAGAUUAAUCUUCAGAUUAAUGAAUUAUUGGACCAAAGGAAAAUAUUAGAACAAAAAUGGCAAAAGUUGGAAGAAAAAGAUUUUGAAUUAC
Messenger RNA from Cokeromyces recurvatus, 898 nucleotides. RefSeq lists its product as uncharacterized. Lineage: Eukaryota; Fungi; Mucoromycota; Mucoromycetes; Mucorales; Mucoraceae. The transcript is spliced from 2 exons. The record is from RefSeq and is a predicted model, not a curated record. The coding region runs from base 87 to 695 and encodes 202 amino acids.